Beauveria bassiana ARSEF 2860 is the source of this 3435-nucleotide messenger RNA. RefSeq names its product proteasome/cyclosome. The coding region runs from base 1 to 3435 and encodes 1144 amino acids. Gene Ontology annotation, cellular component: proteasome storage granule; nucleus; proteasome complex. The record is from RefSeq and is a predicted model, not a curated record. Gene Ontology annotation, molecular function: enzyme regulator activity. NCBI's taxonomy places the organism in Eukaryota, Fungi, Ascomycota, Sordariomycetes, Hypocreales, Cordycipitaceae. The transcript has 2 exons. Gene Ontology annotation, biological process: proteasome-mediated ubiquitin-dependent protein catabolic process; regulation of protein catabolic process.
AUGCCAGGCCUCGUGUCAGCAACAGGCGUCCUCGCCUUCCUCGCUGAUGAGGAGCCUGAACUCAAGGUCUUCGCCCUCCAGACUCUGAAUGAUGACAUAGAUACCAUUUGGACCGAAGUCGCCAACGCACUGAGCCAGAUUGAAGCCCUCUACGAGGACGAAUCCUUUCCUGAGCGACAAUUGGCUGCUCUCGUGCUUGCCAAAGUCUAUUAUCAUCUCCAGGCCUACAAUGAUAGCAUGGUUUUUGCUUUGGCCGCCGGCGACCUCUUCAAGCUCGACGCCCCCGGCGAAUUUGAGGAAACCAUUGUCUCCAAGUGCAUCGACCAGUACAUCUCUGUUACCGCCGCCCGCCAUGCUACCCACAAGACGGCCAAGAAUAUCGAUCUUCCCGAGCUGACAACUACCUUCUCCAACCCGUCCGACAGCGCCGUCAUGUCUCCUACUACGCCCUUUUCGCAGACGACGCUGCCUCCCAAGUCUUUGCUUUCGCGCGCCUCCCUCGACGACGCUUCCAUUGAGGCUAGCCUACUUCCCCUCAAGGAGGGACGUUCCGGCUCUGUUGCCCAGUUGCCGGAUCGCGCCACCGAGAAAGCUCUGCAGAGAAUUAUCGAGCGCCUCUUCGAAAGCUGCCUGAAACAAGGUCGCUAUCGCCAAGUCGUCGGCAUUGCCAUCGAAUCCAAGAAUCUCGAUAUCUUGCGCAAGGUCAUCAAACGCGCGAGCGAAGAUGAGAAGAAAGCUGCCAAGUCUCAGGAUGGCGCUGCAGGCCCUGCAGAAGAUCUCAUGGAGUAUACUCUCGGAGUGUGCAUGGACAUUGUCCAGGAGCGAAGCUUUCGCACCGAAAUUCUGCGACUCAUCCUCGACCUCCUCAAUGAAAUUCCUGACCCAGACUACUUUUCCAUCGCCAAGUGUGUUGUCUACCUCAAUGCCGAUGUGGAAGCCUCUAACAUGCUCCAUUCCCUCAUUGAGAAGGGCGAUCGCACAUCCAUUGCCAAUGCCUAUCAAAUCGCCUUCGAUCUCUACGACAACGGCACUCAGGAGUUCCUAGGUAAUGUCAUCUCAUCACUGCCUUUUGAAGAACCACCCAACCCAGAGGACAAGGAAAACGAGGACAAUACCGAGAGCGCCUCCCUCCUCCAGAACCGGCAGGAAUCGCCUGAGAGUGAAACACCCCAGGACGUUGCCUUCCGCAACAUUCGAUCCAUCCUCGACGGUUCCAAGACUAUCCGACUCAAUCUUGAGUUCCUCUAUCGCAACAACCAUACGGACCUAAGUAUACUUAACAAGGUUCGCGACAGCCUGGAGGGUCGCAAUUCCAUCUUCCAUACUGCCGUCACGUUCUGCAACGCCUUUAUGAACCAAGGAACCACCAACGACAAGUUCUUCAGAGAUAAUCUAGAGUGGCUUGGCAAGGCCGUGAACUGGUCCAAGUUUACUGCUACUGCUGCUCUCGGUGUCAUCCAUCGCGGUAAUCUGUCGCAAUCACGCAAGCUGCUCGAGCCUUACUUGCCGAGACAGGGCGGCCUUAGCAGCGGCUCCAUUUUUAGCCAGGGUGGUGCCCUCUAUGCUUACGGCCUGAUUCACGCCAACCACGGCGCUGAUGCACUGGACUUUCUCAAGACGCAGUUCAGCCAAGCCGAGGAGGAGGUUGUCCAGCACGGUGGUGCCCUCGGCCUUGGUAUUGCUGGCAUGGCCACUGGCGACCAAGAAAUUUACACAAAACUCAGGGACAUUCUUUACCAAGACUCGGCUCUCAACGGUGAAGCCGUUGGCGUUGCCAUGGGCCUCAUCAUGCUGGGUACCGGUAACGUGAAGGCUCUCGAGGACAUGAUCAACUAUUCUCAUGAGACUACUCACGAAAAGAUUGUUCGUGGCGUCGCUCUUGGAAUGGCUCUUAUCAUGUACGGCCGCCAGGAGGGUGCUGAUGUCCUGAUCGAGGGUCUUCUCAACGAUCCCGACCCUACUCUCCGCUACGGUGGCAUCAUGACUGUGGCCAUGGCCUACUGUGGUACCGGAAGCAACAAGGCUAUCAGAAAACUUCUCCACACGGCUGUCAGCGAUGUCAAUGAUGAUGUUCGCCGUAUCGCCGUCAUGAGUUUGGGCUUCAUCCUCUUCCGCAAGCCUGGCAGCGUACCACGCAUGGUUGAGCUUCUCUCUGAGUCAUACAACCCUCACGUUCGCUACGGCUCUGCCAUGGCUCUGGGCAUCUCUUGUGCUGGCACUGGCCUGGACGAGGCCAUCGACCUCCUGGAACCCAUGAUGAAGGAUCCUACCGACUUUGUCCGUCAAGGUGCUCUCAUUUCUCUCGCGAUGAUUAUGGUGCAGCAGAAUGAGAUCAUGAACCCUAAGGUCGCCUCCAUUCGGAAGACGCUGAAGAAGGUUGUCGGAGAUCGUCACGAGGAUGCGAUGACCAAGUUUGGUGCCGCACUUGCCCUUGGUAUCAUUGAUGCAGGUGGUCGCAACUGCACGAUUGGCCUCCAGACCCAGACCGGCAAUCUUAACAUGGCUGGCAUUGUUGGUAUGGCUGUCUUCACCCAGUAUUGGUACUGGUUCCCCUUUACGCAUUUCCUGUCCCUCAGCUUUUCCCCCACUGCAAUCAUUGGCCUGGAUCAUGACCUCGAGAUUCCCGACUUCAAGUUCCACUGUGCCACUCGCCAAAGCCUGUUUGACUACCCGCCUGAGCAGGAGGUCAAGACCGAAGAGGGCCCGGCACUCAUCGCCACUGCCAUCCUGUCCACAACUGCCCAGGCUAAGCGCAGAGCUCAGAAGAAAGAGCGUGCCCAGCGCCGUGAGAGUAUGGAUAUGGACCCUACUCCGCCCAAGGAUGGUGACAAGAUGGAUAUCGACGACGAGAAACCCAAAGAUGGUACCAAGGAAAUCAAGGAGGGGGAGGAGAAGGAGUCUACUGAAACUAAAAAGAAGCCUGAAAAGGAGAAGGUCGGCUACGAAAUCGAAAACAUGAGCAGGGUCCUCCCAAGCCAACUCAAGUACAUCACCUUCCCAGCCGGCCGAUACAAGCCGGUCAAGAAGCCUACUGGCGGUCCCAUCCUGCUUGAUGAUACACAGCCAGAUGAGAGCAAGUCUGUCCUGGAAGAAAAGCUCAAGAAGGUGACCACGGAGCGCGCCCCCGUCGCUGGUGUUCAGCGGAGUGGCAAUCGAACCAGCAACGCCCGCCUCCUCGAGACCUUGGUAGGAGACUCGCGUCGCGGGCCGGACACGAAUGCCAUGCUGGACUUACUCUCUCGCGGAGGACGCCUAAAUCUGGGCGGUGGGGAGCGCGAGAUUCCCUCUCGACAGGUCUAUACUCCUGGCACCGGCCUAGUUCAGGGCCACCCAGAAAGAAACAGCCCCGAAGUGGACGACGAAGGCGAAGGUAUCGAGGAGGCCGAGGUGCCCGACGAGUUUGAUUACUUUACGGACAGCAGCGACAUUGAAUAA